AUGGUAUUGUUUGCAACCCAUUUUCUGGCGUUCCUUUUCCUUUUCCCAGUCAGCAUUCGCCGUCUUAUAUUCUCACUGUCACUGUAUCUCCAAAACCCAUCUCAAUUUACAUCAAAAGCAUGGUAUUUUUCAGGACCCAAGUGGAAAAAUGGGGACCUGUACGCUCUUCUUUUAGCCCUCCCAAUUGCCUCAUUUUCCCACAUUUAUUUAUUUUUUGCAAUUUCAGGCCACCCCAAUUACAGAUUCUCAUUCUUGGCACAAUCUUUGUUGAUCUUCAUCUUCUGGGCCCUCUUAGUUCUUAUAAGUUUGAAAGAAAGUUUGGAUCUUUAUGUAAUUCCUGAGAGUUUUGUGUUUAUACUUUGUGGCAUUGCUUUUGUGAUUGAGUAUUACAUGAACGGGCAAGGGAUUUUGGGACUUGGUGGAGUUGCUUAUGAGCUUUUAGGUGGAUUAGCACUUGUUUGUGCUGCUUGUUGCUUGUAUUUGUCCAUCAGCCCAUCGGCAUUUUUCGCUGAUUUUUUGCUGUCGUCUGGGCUUGUUCUGAAGGCUGUUUGGGUUCUGCAAGUGGGAAUGUCUUUGUAUACUGAUGCAUUUAGUCUAAAAGGGUGUGAGAAGAUGGCAGUGAGUCGGGGAAAUAGGGAGAUUGAUGUUAAGUGUGAGCUUGAAGAGGACAAGUUGAGGGGUGUGGCAUUGACAAAUUUGCUGUUCGUUGUGCAUACCGCACUGGUUUUGUUCAUGAGCUUCUCAUUGCUUGGAUUGUUGCAUCGACAUAGGAGUAACAGGUCUCGGGAGGUAACUGGACCAUUGCUAUCUCAGAUUGGAUCAUCAGAGGGUAUUGUGAUGAAUCCACUCCCUAUAUUUGAGAUAGAAUGA
Messenger RNA from Coffea eugenioides, 870 nucleotides. RefSeq lists its product as uncharacterized. The record is from RefSeq and is a predicted model, not a curated record. The transcript has a single exon. Bases 1 to 870 code for a protein of 289 amino acids. NCBI's taxonomy places the organism in Eukaryota, Viridiplantae, Streptophyta, Magnoliopsida, Gentianales, Rubiaceae.